UAAACACCUUUCAACAACUUUGUUCUCUAGCUGUUGUCUGCCGCAUCCGGUUUUGAAUCUCUCUUCUCUCCCUCGCUUAAACCCCCCACCCUCCACCACCCACCCACCCUAUCCCACCCCUUGGGCCCCUCCGCCAUGCUUAUAAACGUGAAAAUGCUUACGCAAACUUCCAGUUUAAUCUCCAGUCUCGGGAAACGCCAUGCCUUAGUCACAUACGUAACAGUAUAUCGCUUAUCAUCAGUUUCUGGGCUCUGUUUUUCUCUGUAAGUUUUCUGGUUUUUGGAGGUAAACAAAACAAAAUGGCGGCAACGUCGAGAUCCGCGAAGACGACCAUGGAGCUUUACACGUCGAAGAGAUGGAAGCAUACGGCGGCGGAGACCAGCCCGGAGCGGACCAGAGUCUGGACGGAGCCGCCCAACGCGAAGCCCAAAUCGGAACGGAAAGUCGCCGUCGUUUACUACCUCUCCCGGAAUGGCCAGCUCGAACACCCUCAUUUCAUGGAGGUCCCUCUCUCCUCGCCGGAAGGGCUCUAUCUCAGAGAUGUGAUCAACAGUUUGAAUUUUCUCCGGGGAAAAGGCUUGGCUUCUCUUUAUUCCUGGUCUGCAAAAAGGAGCUACAAGAAUGGAUUUGUGUGGCACGAUUUGUCGGAGAAUGAUUUCAUUUAUCCGGCGCAUGGGCAAGAGUAUGUUCUCAAGGGCUCGGAGCUGAUGAUGGAUGGGGCACUGAUUUCUCCGUCGGAAGAAUUGGGAUUUUCCAGUUCGGCGCCGCUCUUGCCGGACGUUCGGAAAUCCGGCGAGUAUCCGGUGACGGCGCGGAGGAGGAACCAAUCUUGGAGCUCGUCUGACUUCCACGAGUACAGAGUGUACAAGGCGGAGUCGACCGGAGAAUCUUCCGGCAGAGCAGCCGACGCUUCGACUCAAACGGACGAUAAACGACGCCGUAGAAGACCGGGUCGGGUCGUGGAGGAGGAAGACGGGGAAGAAAAGGGCAAAGAACAGGACGGGGAAGGGAAAACUCCGGUCCGGAGCCAGAGCACGGAGCUGAGCAGAGGCGAGAUUUCGCCGCCGCCGUCGGAUUCCAGCCCGGAAACCUUAGAAACCCUAAUGAAGGCCGACGGAAGGCUCGUGCUCCGUUCAGAACCCGCCGCCGGCGAAGACGCAACCGCCGCAAAAGGAAAACCGAAAUCACCGUCAGUUCUUCUGCAAUUACUCUCCUGCGGCUCCAUUUCCUUCCGGGACUGCGGCGCCGGCCACGGCAAAGACCACGGAUUUUCUCUCAUCUCCCACUACAAGGCGAGACUGCCACGCGCCGCCGCCGCCGGCGGCAAUCACGUGGAGAAAGACCUAGCGGUGGAGUUCCCGGUAAAAGUAAACCUCGAAGACAAAGAAUACUUCAGUGGGAGCUUGAUAGAGACAAAGAAGGAGGCAUUUCCAGGCUUAAAGAGAUCUUCGUCUUAUAAUGCUGAACGGAGCUCUAAACUGGAACUGACCCAACAGGAGAUUGCUGGUGUGAGGGCCAAAUGCAUCCCAAGAAAGCCAAAAACCCAAGUGGACACUAGCCAACAUGGUAGCAAAAGGAUGGCGCCCCAAUCCUGAACUCACGACGCCUAAUUGUUUUAGAAUUCUCGUGGACGAUGUGAUCUUGAAAAGACAUUGAGACGUUUUAUUCUGAACUCACGCCUGGUGGGUGGUCUUGAAAUUAGAGGGUAUCGAUUUUGAAUUCUCGUGGACGAUGUGAUCUUGAAAAGAUAUUGAGACAUUUUGACAUGACGAAUGAAAAGGGGGUACAUGUACUGUUGUUAGACUUGGCAGCCACGCCACGGCAAGGAGGAUUGAUGUGAAAAUGGGGUUUGGUUGUCUGCUUAUGGUUUGUAGGGUUGUGUGAAUUUUUUAACGUUGUUUGUAUUAUGGGGUCUAUGGUUUUGCCAAAAUUCUUGAGAAAGUGUUGACUUUUCCAGGUUUUUAGUAGUCUGUGAACCGACGACUGAGUUUGCACUUAAA
Ipomoea nil (Japanese morning glory) is the source of this 2000-nucleotide messenger RNA. RefSeq names its product protein UPSTREAM OF FLC-like. The record is from RefSeq and is a predicted model, not a curated record. The transcript has 4 exons. NCBI's taxonomy places the organism in Eukaryota, Viridiplantae, Streptophyta, Magnoliopsida, Solanales, Convolvulaceae. The coding region runs from base 300 to 1595 and encodes 431 amino acids.